Lobosporangium transversale is the source of this 4278-nucleotide messenger RNA. RefSeq lists its product as hypothetical. The record is from RefSeq and is a predicted model, not a curated record. NCBI's taxonomy places the organism in Eukaryota, Fungi, Mortierellomycota, Mortierellomycetes, Mortierellales, Mortierellaceae. The transcript is spliced from 2 exons. Bases 483 to 4070 code for a protein of 1195 amino acids.
AGCUUAACGUUCAAGCAUAGGCAUAUUACCAUUCAUAUCGUACCCUGUAAACAUAAGGGUUGAGCCGCUGUCACGUCUGCAGCAUAAGGGGAAAAGCAUUCCAUCUUUAACCAGGAUCUAACAGGAAGAAUUAAUAGCAGCGAUUUGCUUUAAUCUGUCCAUAACGACCAUUAAGGCUACCAAUACUACUUCUUAUCUCUGAAGGUUAAGGAGAUUCAUCUUCGGUCCUCUUCUCCUUCAUUUCCCGCGGAGCGGAAGAUUCCUUCAACAUUCGGGGGUUAGGCAGCUUGGGUCGGAGUAGCAGCAGUACCGCUCGUCCUGGCGGUGGCAAGGGCGGUACUGUUGCAGUCAAUGACAGCUCCGUAGCAUUUCCCAAUACUUCUGUAUCACCUACAGCAUCUGGAAAUGGAUCUAGAACAAGCCCAGUCCAGAAACGCAAGUCGUGGUCAUUCUUCACAUCAUUUAAGAACCGACGUACCUCAAUGCCAGUGCAGUCUUCCUCAGUCGAACAAGACAAAGCAGCAUCGCUCAUCAAGAAGGGCCAGUUAUCGCUGCUUAUCGAAUCCUCUCGAGGACUCAGUCAGAAGGACACCCACAGGAGCCCAGCACAAGAAACCAAUGGCCACACUCUUUUGCAACAGCGACAGUUGUCACAACAAUCUAUUUCAAAGGGAUCAGUUACUAAUGCCAGUUCUUCUGACUUUACCCCAGUCCCUGCUACAAGAACUAGUAUUGAUGCAUCUUCUACGUUGGUUCCACAAGAACGCUCCCUGCUCUCAUCGGCAGGCUUUAUGUCCCGCUCCCGAAGAGUUUCUACAAAGAGCUCUUCAGGUAUGGACCAUAAUACAUCUGCAGAACCCGUUAACAAAAACAAAGUCCACAUCGAAAUACUUCAGAAUAAAGCAUCAUCCGACGUAUCGCCCGAUCAGCCAUCUCUGCAACAAUCAACUCAAGCACAAGCAAUAUCCCAAGUUCAAUCUAUACCCAUGCGGACACAGCCAGAGAUCCAAUCUUCCCAGUCUCAACAGUCUCAACAGCCAGUACCGCAGAAACACAAGCGCCGAAGAUCAUAUAUACCUAAUAUACCUACAAGUUUGAUCACCUCUAAUCUGGCCAGGUUCGUCAGUGGGAAUCAUAACGCAUCAUCGCCAACAGGGUCAUCAUCCACAACAGGUGCUGGGCUAAGUCAAGCAAAUUCACCGCGGUCACCUCGCUCUCCAAAGAUAGUCUCAGCUGGUGCGCAUGCAAGCACAGGUACGGGAUUUCCUAUCUCUGGUGGCCCUGCAGGCACCUCAUCGUCAUCUAGAAUUACUGAUCAGCACCAAUCCAAAGCGGGAGACGACGAUCGAAGCUCUUCUGCCUCACAACAAUCCCAAUCGAUACUGACUGAUGGAGCCGUGCUAACGAUUGAGCAGUUCAAGUGGUGCAGUAUCAGUUGUUGUAACGAAAUAAGGAAUCGAGUGGCCAAACAACGGAUUGAGUUUCACAAGCCUUCUCAAAUGCCUUCUGGCUCAAAUCCGGACGUUGCUAUGAACCCGUCGACGUCAUCUAUUGUGCCCCCACCACAACGUAAACUCGAAAAACCUAGUAAAGUGAGUCGAUUUAACAGCGGUCUCUUGCAACCUUUGGGAUCUACACAGUCUGUAGCCGACACAACACCACUCAAAGAUGAUGCUCGUGGGACAUUACAAGCCCUCUUGCAGGUGAUGGCCAUGUCAACGGCAGAUGACACUUCCACAUCAGGACAAUCACGACGUGACAGUGCACAGGACCCUUUGGCGGGAAGUGCAACAGUAGCGUUCUAUCACGGAUCGUCCAUGGCGCAGCCUCAAAAUCCAUCUCUACUAUCGUUAAUGAAUGGUAGCAACAAUAGUACUGGAGGAGGUUCAUUUCAAUCACUUGUGCCAUCAGCGGCCUCUACCACCAACACAAAUACAGCAGUGGGAUCACCAUCGCAACAACAGCAGAAUCAGCAACACAUCGGAAGCCCUGCGCUAAGGCGGCUGCGGAGCAAAAGGUCUCAAUCAAAGCUGGCGCUUGCUCAAGCCAAUGAUGCAAUUCUAAACCCUCUCUCACUGGAAGAGCUAGUCCGUCUAUUGGCGUGCACACUUUCGCUAGCACCGGAAGAAUGGAUCCCAACCCAUCUGUAUGAUUUCUUUGUACGACCCCAAGGGCGGAAAUACCGCGACUUGGUCGAGCUCUUGCCUACACAAAGCCAGAGAAUAUUAAAAUAUGUGCUUGAAACUGUUGAUGCGUUAGUUGAUUCUGCGGUUAUGGUCACUUUGACUAUACUCCAACAAUACCAACAGCAACAACCAGAACAGAUAGAUGCUUCAACGCCUGUUCCAACAAAAACCAAGAAUACCGCCUCUUCAAUAGUAGCUGCAUGGAGUGGAGUUGGGUCGUCUUCAGAGAGUAGCAAUCAAGGAUCAGGUAGUUUAAGGCAACAAUUGUCGCAGGUACAUUUGCGAGCAAAGAAUGACGUCUUUGGGACGAGCAGCAACGGAAGCGGUAACGGUAGUGGCAACAACAAUAAUAUCAAGGCAGGAUCUGACGCUAAUGUGGUUGCCAAUCUAAUCUUGGCGCUCACAACUACCACUGAGUCGACGUCUUCGUCUCUCUCGACAUCAGCUUUCCUUUCACCACCUCCAACGUCAUCUGCUGCAAUACAACCUGGCAUCAAAUGCAAGUUGACUGACCCAUACAAUUAUUCAGAAGCAGAUCUUCAGGAAAUCGCGGUCCGACAUCGUAAACGAAGAGCUAUUUUGGAUAGUUUUGCGGGACUGGUAUUCCGGUCACGACAAGAUGCAUCGACCAAUUAUUAUGGAUCCGAAAUCUCGUUGGGUCGAGAUGCCAUGAUCCUAAGGCACGUGUCAGCGGCAUUGGCAGAGGAAGUAGCCGCGGCACAAGCGGACGAAAAAGGCAAAAGCAAAAGACGGCAUUCUUCGGUGGCCUCAUCAACGCCUACUUCAGCAGCCGGGACAACAACGAUGAAUGCACGUCUUCAGGCUGCCGAAAGGGAACGAGAGGCACAACUGAAAGCAUUUGAAAAUCUAAUGUUCGCAUUUGAAGAGGAGUAUAAUGUACACAAGAAACCACUGCUCACUGCAGCUACAUCAAAGCCCCAUGCAGAUGGUGAACUGGCAACAGAUGCUAAUGCAACUGGAUGGACAGGGAUGGCAUCUAAUGCAGCAUACACGAGAGCUUUGGCGAUGCAGAGUUUGUCCAAUACUUCUCCGUACAGCAUGACAUCUGGUCAGCCGCAUCUUCACACAACAUCAGGAUUUACUGCCCUGCCGCCUCCUCCUCGUCAGGCCCGAUCGUUAACAAACGCUGCAGCUUCAACAGCAGCAACAGACCUGGCCACAGUCCGGUCAUCGCUUUCAUUGCCACCAUGGCGCAAGGGCUCUGUAAACUCCAACUCCUCUUCAUUGGGAAAUAGCCACCACCCUCAGCAUCAGAAUCUGCACCUUCAUGUACCAGCAAUAGCCACAGCUUCAGCUGGGCCACAAGGGCAAGGGCAAGAGACCGAGCAAAAGAAUACUGCUGAAGGGAGUUUUUUGAAAAAGGAAUCAUCCACUGCUACGGACAUAGGUGUAAACACGAGCACAGCCUUGUCUGGGGAAAGAGCAAAACGACUCAAUUCAGAACCUACAAGACCAAGACCUGAACUGUAUACGCUCCUCGCAUCAUCAUCCAAUGCCUCUAAUUCGGCACCCGUUACCCAAGACUUCACACAUAAGCAAACGUCGUCCUCCACUUCAAACUUGGAAGGAAAUAAAAACGAGAAGGAAAAAGGAAAGCCUCUGAAUCAGAGCGAGGAUCAGGAAAAGGAUUCAAAUGAGCCCAAUAAGCAGCAAAGCCCCAACCAGCGCAGGCAACGAAGGAUGUCGGCUACAUUGUCAGCUUCUUGGUCGACAUGGAAAGAUCAUCUUCUAGUCUUGGAGGAAGAGGAACUGGCGGUUUUAGAACAUUCCUCGGACUCUGAGGAAGAUCCUGCACUUGCACGUGCACGCCUUUUGGCAAAAGGAAGCACACCAUCAACAACUACAACAUCUGCAGCUUCAUAAAAAAAAAAAAAAAAAAAAAAAAAAGAGUAAAAGUUACCAGGAAAGUCAAGGAAGGGGAUGACGGCAAAUGUACAUAUUGUCAUAUAAUACCAACUUCACUUGUACACGCACGCAUAUUCAUUCAUAAUCAUCCACAUUCAAUUUCACCAUAAUCAUGCAACAUAUCCUUACAUCGCAUCAAAAAAAAGUUCGAAGAUCUACAGUUCCA